This is a messenger RNA of Podarcis raffonei (Aeolian wall lizard), 2066 nucleotides long. RefSeq names its product zinc finger protein 883-like. The record is from RefSeq and is a predicted model, not a curated record. NCBI's taxonomy places the organism in Eukaryota, Metazoa, Chordata, Lepidosauria, Squamata, Lacertidae. The transcript is spliced from 4 exons. The coding region runs from base 523 to 1839 and encodes 438 amino acids.
UUUCCAAGGGAGGGAGCAGCUCAGCUCGCCAGCCAAGAGGGACCCCCAAAUCCUCCUGCUUUGGAGAGGGAGAGAAGGGGCGCUCGGCUGGCCAAGGGUUAAGAGGAGCGGAGCUGCCUUCCUAGAGCGGACAGGAAAAGAAGGGGAAGCUGGCAGGUCCUCCCGAGCCCAAGCCCCGCCCUCUGCAGCGCCUUCCUUGCUCAGGAGGAAGGGAUCUGCCCGCUCUCCUCUGGGAUCUGAGUUCACUGUGCUGUGAAGGUGUCAUUGUUCGAUUCCGGGGUGAGGAGUGGGCGUUGCUGGACCCUGACCAGAAAGCUCUGCAUACAGAAGUCAUAGAGGAGAAUAAUAGGUGAUAAUUGUGGGAUCAUGGCCUCUCUUGGGUCCUUCAUCAGUAAUACAGCAGCUUUCUGUGAAUAUCCUCAUCAGACCAGCGUCGAGGACUUGAAAAUACAAAAUAAAACAAGGACAAAAAUAGAACUAACAAAAAAAAUGGAGUAAAGCUACAAUGGUGAUGAAUCAGAAAUGAAGAACAAGGGAGACCAUGAUGAAAUCCCCACAGAGGAGAAACCAAGUAAAUAUUUGGAAUGUGGAAAGAGCUUCAAUCAAAGCUCCCAUUCAACUUCACCUCGAAGAAAUCCCAUUGGGAAGAAACCCUACCAGUGCUUGGAAUGUGGAAAGAGCUUCUGUCGGAGGGGCCAUCUCAUUAUUCAUGAAAGAAUUCAUACUGGGGAGAAACCAUAUCAGUGUGAGGAAUGUCAAAAGUGCUUCAGUCACAGGUCCAGCCUCACUACCCAUCAAAGACUUCAUACAGGGGAGAAGCCUUAUCAGUGCUUCGAAUGUGGAAAGAGCUUCAGUCAAAAGUUCCAGCUCAUUUCCCAUCAACGAAUUCAUACACGGGAGAAACCUUUUCAAUGCCUGGAAUGUGGAAAGAGCUUCAGUCACAGGUCCAGCCUCAUUUUCCAUCAAAGAAUUCAUACAGGGGAGAAACCUUUUCCACACUUGGAUUGUGGAAAGAGCUUCAAUCAAAGCUCCCAUUCAACUUCCCAUCAAAGAAAUCCCAUUGGGAAGAAACCGUAUCAGUGCUUGGAAUGUGGAAAGAGCUUCACUCGGAGCGGUCAUCUCAUUAUCCAUGAAAGAAUUCAUACAGGGGAGAAACCAUAUCAGUGUGAGGAAUGUCAAAAGUGCUUCAGUCACAGGUGCAGCUUCAUUUCACAUCAAAGAAUUCAUACAGGGGAAAAACCUUAUCGGUGCUUGGAAUGUGGAAAGAGUUUCAGUCGGAGUGAUCUACUCACGGUCCAUCAAAGAAUUCAUACAGGGGAAAAACCUUUUCAGUGCUCGGACUGUGGAAAGAGUUUCAAUCAGAGUGCCACCCUUGCUGCCCAUCAAAGAAUUCAUAAAAAACCAUAUCAGUGCUCAGAAUGUGGAAAGAGCUUCAAUGAGAGCACUAAACUCACUUCCCAUCAGAUUAUUCAUAGAGGGGAGAGACCAUUUCAGUGCUUGGAAUGUGGAAAGAGAUUCACACAGAAGGCAGGUCUCACUUCCCACCAAAGAACUCACUCCUGGGAGAGCCCAUAUAAAUGCUUGGAAUGUGGAAGGAGUUUUAGUCAGGACUCCCAUCUCAUUUCCCAUCAAAUAAUUCAUACAAUGGAGAGACCAUAUAAAUGCUUGGAAUGUGGAGAAUGUUUUAGUCAGGAGUCCUUUCUCACUUCCCAUCAAAGAACUCAUAGCGGGGAGAAUCAGAUUCCCCUUGAUUCAUUGAAUUGUUGCAUUGGGUUGGAUGGUGAGUCUCAUCUGCUCGAACCCCCUGCAAUGCAGGAUUUUCAAGAAAAGAAUUCAUGACAGAUGACCAUCCAACUUUUGCUUAAAACCCUUCCAAUUCAAGAAGAGUCCACCGCCACCUGUACUUGUUUGUUCCACAGUCAAACAGUUCUUGCUGUCAGAAAGUUCUUCCUGAUGUUUCAUCAGAUUUUCCUUACUUGUAUCUUGAAUGCAUUGGUUUGGGUCCUUUCACCAGAACAGGAAAAAGCAAGUUUGCUCAAUCUUCCAUGGCACAACCCUUUAGAUAU